UAGUGCGCAAUUCCCAUUUGUUACAUUUAAUAGUUUAUAGUCAACCGAUAUUUAUCAUUUUGCUCGCAGUCUUUGUAUUUGUAACUGGCGAAACAAUAUCGAGUUAAAUUAUUACUUUUUUUUAAAAAAUGCUGCGGCCGGUGCUAUGUUUUUUUCUCGUUUGCUAUUUAAGCGUAUUAGCCACAACAUCAACACUGAGAAUCGUUCCAAAGGAUCCUUUGUCGGACGAGUUUAUCAACCACAUAAAUUCUAUACAAAAUACAUGGAAGGCCGGACGAAAUUUCCAUCCAGACACACCUAUGUCGUACCUUAGAAGGUUAAUGGGUGUGCGCCAAGAAAACCAUAGUCAAGAAACACUAGAACGAUUGAUAAGUUACAGUGAACAAAGCGAUUUGCCAGAAAAUUUCGAUUCUAGAGAAAAUUGGCCGAACUGUCCAACAAUUAAAGAAGUCCGGGAUCAAGGGUCGUGCGGAUCUUGUUGGGCUUUUGGAGCAGUGGAAGCUAUGUCCGAUCGUGUUUGUAUACAUUCCAACGGAACAAAGAAUUUCCGUUUUUCUGCUGAAAACUUAGUGUCUUGCUGUACGUCUUGUGGCUUUGGCUGCAACGGUGGUUUUCCUGGUGCAGCAUGGCGCUAUUGGAAAACUAAAGGCAUUGUCAGCGGAGGCCCUUAUAAUUCUCAUCUGGGUUGUAUUCCAUAUGAAAUUGCACCGUGUGAGCAUCAUGUAAACGGAACAAGAGGGCCUUGUAAAGAAGGAGGGAAGACUCCUAAAUGUACUAAGAAAUGUGAAGAUGGGUAUAAAUUAUCUUACGCUGAGGAUUUACAUCGAGGUAAAUUGGUAUACUCCAUUGGAAAUGAUGUUGAUGAAAUAAGACAGGAAAUUUUUAACAAUGGACCAGUAGAAGGUGCGUUUACUGUAUAUGAAGACUUUGUAGCGUACAAAUCAGGAGUUUAUAAGCAUGUCGCCGGCAAUGCACUUGGAGGACAUGCCAUUAGAAUACUCGGAUGGGGUGUAGAAAAUGGUACUCCCUACUGGUUGGUAGCCAAUUCAUGGAAUUCAGAUUGGGGCGAUAACGGUUUCUUCAAAAUAUUGAGAGGAAACGAUGAAUGUGGCAUUGAAUCGCAAAUUAAUUCUGGAAUACCAGCCUAAAAAAUGUAUUUAAAUAUAUACCAUACUAUUGAUGUGUAAAAUAAUAUUUGAUUUAAAAUUUUCUGUGAAUCAUUUUAUGUCGUCUCAACUGUAGAUAUAUUUAGUACCAUAUAAAUACCACCAAAUAACUAAAGCUUUUAACUGAUCAAAAUAUACUAACUAACUUAAACUGUUUAA
Adelges cooleyi (spruce gall adelgid) is the source of this 1325-nucleotide messenger RNA. RefSeq names its product cathepsin B-like. Gene Ontology annotation, biological process: regulation of catalytic activity. Bases 129 to 1148 code for a protein of 339 amino acids. Gene Ontology annotation, molecular function: cysteine-type endopeptidase activity. Lineage: Eukaryota; Metazoa; Arthropoda; Insecta; Hemiptera; Adelgidae. The transcript is spliced from 6 exons. Gene Ontology annotation, cellular component: lysosome. The record is from RefSeq and is a predicted model, not a curated record.